Ectocarpus siliculosus is the source of this 726-nucleotide messenger RNA. The record is from the annotation of a GenBank genome assembly. Lineage: Eukaryota; Phaeophyceae; Ectocarpales; Ectocarpaceae.
CUAUCCACGUCUCUCGUCCCUCAAUAAUGAGCACUUCGUUCGCCGCGGGUGUACUGGCUUACAUGCUAGCCACCUUUAACGGCGGCUACUUGUGGCACCUGGUGUUAUUCAACGACAUGUACCUGUCUCUCAAGGUUUGGACAAGAUUCCCGGAGGACAUCGGACUUCAGUUGGGAGCAUCAGCGGUGCUUCUUCAGGCGCUGCUCGUGGCGUACAUGCUUCCCAUUUUCCAACGGGCGACGGGGAGGUCGGGGACGCUCAGCGGCGCGCUGUUCGGACUAUGGGUGGCGGGGCUAGUGUUCUCGGUCGCGGUGCUGGCGCACUCGGCCAAGAACCAGACCGCUUGCGUGGAGGGUUUCGUAGCGAUGGAAGGGCUGUACUGCCUCUUGCAGUUCCCCCUCUCGUGCUCGUUCGUGGCGUUUUCGCAGGGAAGGGCGGCGCGACAAGCCCCAUCCAAGAAGGCGACGUGACACGGAACGGAAGGAGUACAAUACCCCCCUGGCGCUUCGUCGUGUCGUUGCUGCAGCGGUGUUUCGUCAUGGGGAUAGGAUUGUUUACAUGUUGUUGAUAGCAGUGCUUCGUGUUAGUUAGUGUCUUUCCCCCCCAUGUAGCGAUAGACCUACUCCCAAGGUAAGGACGGCGCGACAAGUCUCCCGUUGUCGAAGAGCAAGUGAUUUGGCAUGGCAUGACCAUCGGCUGUGCUGUUCGCGGAAAGCUAGCUUUCAC